GUAUAAACGUGAUGGCGUGGGCAGUAUCAGAUAAAUAAAUCAGUCCGAGAAUUUACAUUUUAUCAGUCGCGGGACCUUUUGUUGAGAGCAGACACACAAGCUACAACAAACAUGAGCGUAUGGACAGAAUGGCUGGACAUCUUCCCAGUCGUGGGUACACUCCAGAACACGGUUGAAGCUAUAUCAGCCGUCUGUCAUGGCGCCUAUGAUCUUGCAAAGGAAAAUGGAGCCGAUGCAGCUCUGAGUCUUGUGCUGGAUGUCCUCACAUAUGGGACAGCAGGUGCCCCGGAUUCUGCACACCUUAAAGUUGCUGAAAAGGUCGUAAUGAAGGGCAUUGGGCCUAAAGAAGUCAUGAAUGCCAUGAAAGGUAAAGGUGGAAAAUCCGGGAAAGGAGGAGCUGCACAAUCCAUGAAAGGAGCUGGUACAAAACCUGCUGCUACUCAGAUUAACAUCAAGGAAUUGGCCAACAAAUCCAAAAAGCCAUCAGACCCAAAGACCAGUAAAGGGGAACAGAAGAAGCCGUCGCAUCGUGGCGAACAUGUCAUCAACAACAACGUCCUGAAGGUGUUUCGGGACAAUCAUUGACCGGUUUGCUGCUAAGAUUGGAAGCACUGCAGCUCAACUGCUUGAAAAUAAAGAACACACAGCAGCUUAUAAAGCAUAUCACAUGCCUCUUCCUGCAGCCACCACCCAGUCAAUCGGCCACCAGAUGGUUGCUCAUAUUCGAGAAGAAGACCAAUACAUUGAUGCCAACGCAACAGCCUAUGGAGCAGCCAUCAAAGAGAUUUCUGACAUGGUGGUCACUUAUAUGUACGACUAUUACACCAACAACUUUUACUCCGGUCCUGCCGUCGAUAGGAGCAUCAUCGAUCUGAUUCGUUUACUGAACAACGGUCAGUUGUAUGUGGACGAGUACGCCAAGCAGUACUGGCUUCAACAGGGCGGGGACGUGAACAAGUUUGAAGAGUGCAGGCAAGAAGUCGUGCAGAUGUUUAGAUGUCUGUGUUCACCGACAAGCGGGGAAAACGAGGCGAAGCAGUGGGUGCGUGAUCUUACUGGUCACAUUUAACUGAUACAUUGGUGUUAUCAGCAGCUAAUCAGGUUUCUUCUAACCAAAGAUUCCACUUCAGAUACUGAUACUGGAGAAAGCUCAAGUCAACAGACUUUAGUUAUCAUGUUGUGGGGAGAGCACACCUAACUCUAUACUGAACUUUGAGGGAUAUCUCAACUAUGCUGACCUCUGAUGUCAUGUUACUUAUACUAACUUCUUUAAAUCUACCCAGAUCUGCUCAGUCUAAAGGACAUUUUAAGAUUUUAAGUGUACCGACUUUGGAUGCCAAGUCAAGUUACUAUGAAACACCUAUCCAUGCAGACAUUUCACACCAUGAUACCAUACUAUUAAACUCUUGACUGUUCUCACAUUGAACGCCAUGAUACUUUAUCACAAAGCAAAUAUUUUUGCAGAUAUUUCACACCAACACACCACACUAUACGACACUUGACUGUACUGACAUUGGAUUCCAAGGCAUGGCGUUGUAACAUCAUUAAUUAUGCAGACAUUUCACACCAACACAUCACACUAUACGACACUUGACUGUACUGACAUUGGAUGCCAAGGCAUGGUGUUGUAACAUCAUUAAUUAUGCAGACAUUUCACACCAACACACCACACUAUACGACACUUGACUGUACUGACAUUGGAUGCCAAGGCAUGGCGUUGUAACAUCAUUAAUUAUGCAGACAUUUCACACCAACACACCACACUAUACGACACUUGACUGUACUGACAUUGGAUUCCAAGGCAUGGCGUUGUAACAUCAUUAAUUAUGCAGACAUUUCACACCAACACAUCACACUAUACGACACUUGACUGAACUGACAUUGGAUGCCAAGGCAUGGCGUUGUAACAUCAUUAAUUAUGCAGACAUUUCACACCAACACACCACACUAUACGACACUUAACUGUACUGACAUUGGAUGCCAAUGCAUGGCGUUGUAACAUCAUUAAUUACGCAGACAUUGGAUGCAAAUAAGGGACGUCGGUACAUCCAGACAUGACCGUUUGAUGCCAUGCUCAACCGACACAAUCGAGCAAUAUCCAAUGGCUCGAAGACUUGAAAAUAAAACGUUGCCUGAAUAUGAUCCUAUGUACUGGCGACUGAACGCCUUGUGGGCAGAAAUUCUGAGACCAUAACACUUGUGCCAUAACAUAAAACAACGGGUUUUGGGAUUAGUCAAAUGUUGAAACAUGUUGUCGAUGACAACCUUUAAUGAACACUACUUGCUUAGAUAGAGGUUUUCUUAAUCAACGCCCACGUCAGUCUUGAAGCUUGAAGGCGCCUGAAACAGCUAUAGGUAUAUUGCCCCAUUAUGCUGCAAUUAGGGGGACCAGGUCCAUGCGGAAAUGGUUUUAAAUAGCGUGAGGUGAGGUGAGGUGAGGUGAGGUGAGGUGAGGUGAGGUGAAAUUGGUUUUAACGUCGUGCUUGUGAAUAUUUCGCU
Haliotis rubra (blacklip abalone) is the source of this 2499-nucleotide messenger RNA. RefSeq lists its product as uncharacterized. Bases 112 to 585 code for a protein of 157 amino acids. The transcript is spliced from 2 exons. The record is from RefSeq and is a predicted model, not a curated record. NCBI's taxonomy places the organism in Eukaryota, Metazoa, Mollusca, Gastropoda, Lepetellida, Haliotidae.